AUGCAAGAAGGGGACGCACAGUCGCUGCUCAACUUUUUUCGUGAAAUACAGGUAAAGGAUAGAGAGUUUUUCUAUUCAGUCGAUGUUGAUAAUAUUGGUAGGCUGCGAAAUGUGGUAUGGGUGCAUUCACACUGUAAGGCAGCGUAUGAGCAAUUCCAUGAUGCGAUAUGCUUUGAUACAACGUACCUUGUGAAUCGAUAUAAUAUGCCAUGUGCUUCAUUUGUUGGCAUCAAUCACCAUAGACAGUCCAUCUUACUAGGAUGUGCUCUCAUGUCUCAUGAAGAUAUCGAUAGUUACAAAUUAGUUUUUAGAACUUGGCUUGAUGCCAUGGGAAAUGUUCAUCCGGAUGCGAUCAUAACUGAUCAGUGUCAGAGCAUUAAGGUAGCCAUUGCUGAAGUGAUGCCAAAUACAAUACAUAGGUAUUGUAUUUCGCAUAUAUUCUCAAAGUUGCAUGUUUACUUAAGUGGUGUUCGUCCUUCUAAAAUUGCACGUGCAGAAUUUCAAUCCAUGGUCCUUGAUAGCAUUAUUGUUGAAGUUGUUGAGAGAAAAUGGACAGAAUAUAUUGCAAGGUAUAAUUUGCAUACAAGGAAUUGGUUCAUCAAGCUUUACUCUGAGAAGGGAAAAUGGGUUCCUGUGUACCUUGAUGUGUAUUUUUGGGGUGGUAUGCUAUCUACGCAAAGAAGUGAGGGGAUGCAUGCGUUCUUUGAUAGAUAUAUUACCCGUCAAAGCACUCUAAAGAUGUUUGUUCACCAGUAUGAGUUAGCUAUAAGAGCUAAGCAUGAGAAAGAGUUGGAAGCGGAAUACAGGUCAAAGGGCUUUCAAAUUGUGUGCGAGUCAAUGUUCAAGUGGGAGCAGCAGGCAAUUCAGUGUUAUACGCGUACAGUGUAUGAAUUUUUCAAGACACAACUAAGGAAAUUGUAUCAUUGUGAAGUCAGCAGCCCCGACGAUCAUCAAGUUGUCCCCGGUGUUGAGAAAUUCAUCGUUAGUGAUUAUUCAGUAAUAAUAAAAAAUAAUGGAAAUCCAGUUGAGUACACUGUUGAAUAUAUACUUAUCGGCGAUUAUUUUAGUUGCAGCUGCAAAUGGUUCGAGUCUUGA
Molecule: messenger RNA, 1095 nt
Organism: Nicotiana attenuata
Lineage: Eukaryota; Viridiplantae; Streptophyta; Magnoliopsida; Solanales; Solanaceae
Product: protein FAR-RED IMPAIRED RESPONSE 1-like
Exons: 1
Coding region: 1-1095 (364 amino acids)
Biological process (GO): regulation of DNA-templated transcription
Source: RefSeq, a predicted model, not a curated record